AUGAGAGCGAGCUUGUCUUGCCAAUGGUGUCGCAAAUCGAAAAUUAAAUGCCGACACAAGGGGGCACCCCCUUGCCAGGCUUGUGCUUCGAAUCCAUUCCGCGAAUGCGUCUUGAGUCUACCUGGGAAGAAAGCUGCUCCUGGUCCUUGUUCGGCCUUGGGCCGAGUAGGACAGGUCUCACGAGUUAUCAAAGGUACUGGUCUGAGCUCUGGGGUACGGAGAGAAGUUCUAGGAGGAGCCCUAGUACCUUCGCCAGGCGCCAACGUCAUCCAAAACGAAAGCUCCUCCGCCGACGUGCCCUGCGUAUUGCCAACGACGGAAGUUCCCGACUCUGGUAUCGCGCCGAAUAAUAGUGAAUAUCCGCUGGCAGAUGUGGCCCGGGAGACCGUCAUAUCUGCGGUCGAGAUCUUUCAGCAGCGCUUCGCGAUGUUCAGCUUCUUACACGGCCCCACCUUACUGUCAUUGAUCUACGGAGGACAUCCGCUGGAUCUCCGAUUCUGUGGCAUUCUGGCAGUAUGCGCACGAUUCAUUCCACAGCUGAUACGCCGCCAUGGCAGUCCUCCGUCCGCGUCUGAGCAUUUUGCCUCGUAUCUACGAUCCAAGAUCACUUGCCAGGCAGCCACUGGACAUGAUAUUGCCGUAGCACAGGCUCUGUUGUUGCUGAGCUUCCAUGAUUGGGGGUCUGCCAAAGGAGGCCAGGCAUGGGCAUAUAUUGGUAAGACCCAACUGCUUAAGGGGCUGAGUGGACCCCGCGCGACACCCUUCCCGGACGUUCUGUUUCGGGCUAUGUGA
This is a messenger RNA of Aspergillus oryzae RIB40, 792 nucleotides long. RefSeq names its product Zn(II)2Cys6 transcription factor. Gene Ontology annotation, cellular component: nucleus. Bases 1 to 792 code for a protein of 263 amino acids. The record is from RefSeq and is a predicted model, not a curated record. NCBI's taxonomy places the organism in Eukaryota, Fungi, Ascomycota, Eurotiomycetes, Eurotiales, Aspergillaceae. The transcript has a single exon. Gene Ontology annotation, molecular function: zinc ion binding; DNA-binding transcription factor activity, RNA polymerase II-specific. Gene Ontology annotation, biological process: regulation of DNA-templated transcription.